AUGGAAGAACAACCAGACUUGGCUAUCUCUGUGGACCUUGGUACGACCUUUACGGGUGUCGCCUGGAUGAGGCAUGGAAUCCCUAUUCAGGUCGUCAACGACUGGCCCGGGAGCGACGACAGAGGUGAUCGAAAAGUCCCCACGACAAUCGUAUACAACGCUGAUGGAAGCAUUUCAUCUUGGGGAUUCAUGUGUGCUGACGAUGACCACGAUACGAGCAAGACACGGAGGGACUUCUUCAAGAUCUUUCUAGAUCCAGAGACCCUCGACGCAGCACAGCAUCAGGGUCUAAGCAACGUCCCGCAAAGCACUGCCCAGGCUCGCCAAUUCGUGACAGAUUAUCUGAAGCAGAUAUAUGCGCAUAUCAAAGAUAGCAUAGAAAUGCGCAUGGGCAUAAAACAUGUCGGUGGGUGGGACCGCAUGGCCGUGCUGUUCCUUUUCAGUGCGCCCACGACGUGGACGAGUAUGGCUAUCAUAAACACCUUCAAAGGCGCAAUUCAUGAUGCUGGAUUCGGAACUGGAGGCCCAAAGCAUUCAGCAUUGGUUGACCUCACAGAGUCCGAGGCCGCAGCUGUGGCAACUCUCAAGACUGGAGCGAUAAGUCUCAAGGAAAACAGCGUAUUUCUGACCGUGGAUGCUGGUGGUGGCACAACGGACCUCGCUCUGAUGCGAGUCACUUCCACAAACUCGAGCUUUCCACAGCUUUCUCAAGUCGCUGCCGUCAGCGGUGUAGGUGUUGGCUCGUCACUUAUUGAUCGCGCAUUUGCAAGACUUGUUUCGCAAAGAAUGGCCGCGAAUCCCGACUUCAAGCUUCCGGCUGAUUUUGCAGCACGCAUGGCUCGAAGUCAAGGAUUUAAGAGCGUCAAGCACAAGUUUGGCGAAAAGGUAUACAUGCAGCCAGUAUACAAAAUUAUGAUGGAGGGUGUAGGAUACGAUGUGAGCCACGAAGGCCUCGGAGUUCAAGAUGGACGCAUGCUUUUUACCAAGCAAGACAUUCAAGCCCUCUUCGAUGUCCAUAUCGAAGCAAUCAUGGCCCGAAUUCACAAGCGACUUGACUGGUUGACCGAAAAAGGUCUUUCAAAACAAGUGGAGUAUGUGAUUCUGUCCGGUGGGCUGGGUAGUUCAGCCUACGUCCGUGAGGUUCUCCAAGAACACUUAGCCAAGCUGCAGCAUCCAAAUGCCCGAAAUAUCCUUGUUAUACCCUCCCAAGACCCGCAACUGGUGGUCGCUCGUGGAGUACUCGAGAAUAAGCGACAAAGGAUGGAGUCGGGGAAUAAAUCCGUGCUCAGCACUUGGAUUGCUCGAGCGAGCUACGGUGUAAUCGUUCAGGAGGUCUAUAUGCCUUCACGACACUUUGAUGAAGAAGUCCGACAAGAUCCGUGGGACCCAAGUGUGAAGUGGGCGACUAAUCAGAUCCAAUGGUUGAUCAAAAAGGGAGAUACCGUGGACCCGGACUCUCCGUUGGUCAAACGAUUCGAAAUCAGGCUGAAAGAUGGAGACACUACACGCGCGUGGGACGCGGAAAUUGUGGUGUCCAACAACGAGGCCGAAUGGCUUCCUCGAAGCCUUAAACAAGCCGGCGUUAUGAGACUUUGUUCUGUAAAGAGCAACCUCGCUGGCAUCAAACAACAUCAGCUCGUCCUCAAAGAAAAGCGAGGAACUUGCUUCCGGCGUGGACACAAGUUCUACAUUUGUAGGUUCGAUAUUCGAGUGAUUGUUGCUCCAGCAGACCUGAGAUUUGAGCUCUGGUUUGGGGGGACGAAGUUCUCUGGCAAUCACCAGCCUAUCUCGGUCCAAUGGGAUGCAGCUAAAGGUUGA
Molecule: messenger RNA, 1818 nt
Organism: Fusarium mangiferae
Lineage: Eukaryota; Fungi; Ascomycota; Sordariomycetes; Hypocreales; Nectriaceae
Exons: 5
Coding region: 1-1818 (605 amino acids)
Source: RefSeq, a predicted model, not a curated record